Messenger RNA from Solanum stenotomum, 1041 nucleotides. RefSeq names its product pectinesterase-like. Gene Ontology annotation, biological process: cell wall modification. The record is from RefSeq and is a predicted model, not a curated record. Bases 1 to 1041 code for a protein of 346 amino acids. The transcript has 3 exons. Lineage: Eukaryota; Viridiplantae; Streptophyta; Magnoliopsida; Solanales; Solanaceae. Gene Ontology annotation, molecular function: pectinesterase inhibitor activity; pectinesterase activity.
AUGGCCAUCAUAGAUAAUUUUUACGGGAAUAUAAUGACGUUGUUUGUCGCCGUAAUUAUAGUUGUAUGCGUUCAAAGCCAACUGAUAACAGAAAUACCUUAUAACGCAGUUGUUUCAAAAGAUGGAACCGGAAAUUUCAACACAAUUGCUGGAGCAAUAUUGGCUUCCCCCGAUCACAAUGUCAAGCCAUUCUUCAUAAAAAUUAAGAAAGGCACGUAUCAGGAAUAUAUUAGAGUUGAUAAAAAGAAGACUAAUAUAUUCCUGAUCGGAGAAGGAAUGGACACUACGAUAAUCACGGGUAAUAGAAGUUUUGUCGACGGCAACAAAACCUAUGAUACUGCAACCGUUAAGGUUCUUGGCAAUGGCUUUACAGCCCAAGACUUAACUUUUAGAAAUAAUGCUGGACCCAUAAAACAUCAGGCAGUGGCAUUAAUAGUUGAAGCAGAUUCGGUGUCCUUUUAUAAAUGUCGAUUCGACGGGUAUCAAGACACUUUGUAUGCGAAAAAACAACGUCAAUUCUAUCGAGAUUGUGAAAUAUAUGGUACGAUAGAUUUCAUAUGUGGUGACGCGACAGCCGUGUUCCAAAACUGCUUGAUUGAAGCACGCACUCCUAUGGCAAGACAAUAUAACACAAUCACAGCACAAAAGAGAGAGCGUGAGGACUCUCCAACAGGAAUAGUGCUUCAAAAUUGCACGAUAAAGGCUACCCCCGAUUUGGAGAAAUCUGACGUCACGACAUAUUUAGGUCGGCCAUGGGGUAUAUUUUCUAGGACUGUGAUAAUGGAAAGUUAUAUAGAUAAUUUGAUAGAUCCUAGAGGAUGGGUUGAGUGGAUAGAAUCAACAAAUAAAUCCAGUGUUAGUCGUCGGCCAUAUUAUCUGGAGUACAAGAAUACAGGAACAGGUGCUGUCACGAAGGGACGUGUGACAUGGGCAUCCAUCACUACGGAUCCUAAUAUUGCAUUAAAUUUCACAGUUAGGAACUUUAUAAGUGGUGACCAGUGGAUUCCCGUCAAUAUCCCUCAUUACCUAGAUUUAUCUUGA